GGCUGGUGUUCACUGCUGUCUGCUUCCAAUUUCCUUCUUCUCUUGCCCUUUUCUUUUAUGACCUCUCUGCUCUCCCACUCUGAUUCCUGGGGCACCUCUGGCCCACAAGCUCCUGCUUUUGUUCUCCCACCAAUGGCAAAAUUACCGCAUUGCUUUCGCUGCAGGAGCAGGAUGCGCCUCCGAGCCAGCCCAUGGGGGCCGUGUCGAGGAGCGCGGGUGGGACAUGUGAUCUUUGGACGUUGCGAUAAUCGAAUGGGAUUGGCAUGGGGCACCAAGGGUGUCUGUUUCCAGGCCACAAUCUUGAAGGGGAUGGACAUGUCAACAUCCUGAAGCGAGGUUCAAGGAACUGACGGAUUCUCCCGGUCACUCCCCUGGGAGCGGCAGCGAAGCGAGCGCGUCGACGGACUGAGAGCCACUAUAAGAAGGCCAACUGGUCCUGCCCCAGAAUUUCUGGCGCCUCUCAGAUUUUCCCACUACACACUCUCCUGUUGAUCCGCAUUCCUGACCUCCUUCCAGUUUCCCGAUCAUCUCCGCAACCAAAGUCCACCCUCCUGGAAUAUGCCACCUCCUGCCCCGUUCAAUCCUACACUUUAUGCAAAUUUCAAACCAUGGGCGCCCCCUCAUCCCAAAUCCCUCAAUUCACACGCUCUGGUGGCCAGCUGUUCCCUUCCCUCCAAAUCCUGCCAUGAUUCCCCCCGCAACACUCCCCGCAACACUCUACCACCCCCCAAGCAUCAUCUCCCUGCAAGACCACCAGCUGAAGUCUGCAUGUCAUUCAGCACCAACACCAAGCCAUAUACACCAUCAGCCUCCCAAUCCCAAGCACGAGGGUCGAUACCGCCACCCAGUAUGCCAUCUUCAGAGAGCCCUGAGCGUGGACCCUCAUAUCCGCAUGAUCCGCUACAGGUCAUCCCAAAUUCACCUCGAAUUGUCGCCUGCAACACCCAAGAUCCCACUACUCCUCCGGAUGAGCUACCUCCGCUUGAGGAAGGCGCCACAGGGCCUGGUCCAUCCUCGCCCAGUACAACUAGCUCAGACGGCAGCCUGGAGGGAUUCCCUAGCCUCCCAGUUCUUCAGAACGACAACCACAUUCCCAUAGACCCGGCUAUCCUUGCCAAUGGCAGGCCCUGGGAGGCCAGUGAGCUUCUCCCAUCUUUCUGGCAAGGCAACAGCCCUGCAAUCCCAGAGGCACACUGUCCAUAUCCUGAACCUCCCCUGUCUAGGUUCUGCCGUGCGCCCGACUAUCACCAAGGCUGUAUGGAGGAGUUUGAUGGCUGGAAUGAGAAUGCUCCAAAGGAUAAACACCCUCACAUCCAGGCUUGUCCACAACUGCACCCCUCCCACCUCAGCACUGAGACCGAUGCACCCUGCUCCAGCGGUGUGGGUGAAGGCUCUAGCAGCAAACAGUCGAGGAGUUUCAAGCGAGGAGCAGAGGGAUUGGAAGAACAGACCACAAAGCAGCCUCGAAUUGCUUCUACAUUACCUACCCAUUCCUUCAUCACCGUUCGUUCCCAUUUCCUAUCUUUACAGCUCGAUGAACGCCUGCAGUUCCUUUCUUGGCUGUUUGAAGGUGCUUUGGCAAGCUGCACAACUGAAUUCAAUGAGGGUGCGAAGUCAGCUGCUUGCUUGGAUGACCAUGGGGAGAUUGGGCCAACUCGGCAUGGGCACAGCAAGAGGAGGAAAGGCCAUGGAGGCAAGCUGUCGCAAUGGUCCCCCGAGGAUGAUGCACGACUUCUGAGCAUGAUAGAGGACCGCCAGCCCUGGCCGGAGAUAGCAAGGUGUUUUCUGGAGAGGACGGAAUCUGCCCUGCGCCAGCGGCUAUUUACACUUCGAAAACGAAGAAACAGGAGCGGGUUAGAUCCCGCUGAAUCUGCCACCAACACGCCAGCAUUACCGGUUGUGAUAUGAUAUAUGUCAACGCGGCAGACGCCCGGCUUGAUGGGCUUCCCGAUGUCUCUGUGGCUUCCUCGCCGCGGCCAGAUACUGAGGCUGUUGCUGCCAGUGCUGCUGACAGUCCCGCCCAUACUUCCCAGAAGCAACCACCAACCAGCCCAUGACCGCCAAGGUACCCCAGGGUUGAAGUGGUGAUUCCCACCCAUUGCCACGCUCGCGAUCCGCCAACUCCUGAUGUCCCAGACGACCAGGGCUCCAUCCAGCGGGGGUCAACCUCGGUAUAUGAUCGGGAACGCCAUGGCAGUGCGGAUGCAGAUCAUGAGUUGUCAGCGCCUGCAAAGCAGCAAAGAGUGUCACUGCAGCCAUCCACACGCCAUGAUUACCACCAGUCUACAGUGUCCGCAGCGAGCCCACUAACAGAAAGCCACCGAUGCUGCCGAACAUGCCCGUGCACAUGACAACAACAUUGGACAAACCGGGCCCGAUGAUCUGAGGCGGACAACGAAUGAGGCGCCGGAACAGGCCCUGGGAGGUGAUCCAGCAGAGGUUCCGAAGUAGAAAUAGAUCAAUCAAUAUGGUUUUCUGCCAAGCCUUUCUGUGUUUACACAAUGUAACCUCGCAAUAUUCAACUAGGGCCAUGAAAUAGUUGAAUAGACAAGAUUCUGCUUCUCAAUCCUUCCAUCUGUGAUUCUGGGACUUGUUCGCGAACCAAGCUGGGUGAAUGAGCGCUGGAUGUUGCGAAACGGUGACAAAUGCCCUAGGCUUACAUUUUUUUGUUAGCAUUUAUCAACAUGCCGCUGUGCACGCUGAUUCUAGUGAUCGCUGACAGACGUAGGUUAGCAAACUCGGUUAUACUACUGCUGCUCAGUGACCCGUGAAAUCUUCAAAAUACAACAAGUCACCAUUCUAGAGCGGACCGUAUUCCUAAGUAAGUACGCAGCUGCCCAUCGACUUCAGCUCACGGACAGAGGGUCCUCAUCAGUUGUGAUUUGUCCCUGGCUUCCACUUCCAAGACCCGCCAGCAACC
This is a messenger RNA of Coccidioides posadasii C735 delta SOWgp, 2920 nucleotides long. RefSeq lists its product as uncharacterized. Lineage: Eukaryota; Fungi; Ascomycota; Eurotiomycetes; Onygenales; Onygenaceae. The record is from RefSeq and is a predicted model, not a curated record.